CCGCGUAUAUAAGUGGGCUGUCUUUGUGCCUCAGCCUGUUCAGUUUGUCUGAGCGCUGUCAUCAUGUCUGGUCGCGGCAAAGGCGGGAAGGGCCUGGGCAAGGGCGGCGCCAAGCGCCACCGCAAGGUGCUGCGCGACAACAUCCAGGGCAUCACCAAGCCCGCCAUCCGGCGCCUGGCGCGGCGCGGCGGCGUCAAGCGCAUCUCCGGGCUCAUCUACGAGGAGACGCGCGGGGUGCUCAAGGUGUUCCUGGAGAACGUGAUCCGCGACGCCGUCACCUACACGGAGCACGCCAAGCGCAAGACGGUCACGGCCAUGGACGUGGUGUACGCGCUCAAGCGCCAGGGCCGCCGUGCCAGCCCUCUCACUCAUCCCCAGUUUAACUUCUCGUCCUUUGCAAUGGCUCGGACCAAGCAGACGGCGCGCAAGUCCACGGGCGGGAAGGCGCCCCGCAAGCAGCUGGCCACCAAGGCGGCCCGCAAGAGCGCGCCGGCCACGGGCGGCGUGAAGAAGCCGCACCGCUACCGGCCCGGCACCGUGGCGCUGCGCGAGAUCCGGCGCUACCAGAAGUCCACGGAGCUGCUGAUCCGCAAGCUGCCGUUCCAGCGCCUGGUGCGCGAGAUCGCGCAGGACUUCAAGACCGACCUGCGCUUCCAGAGCUCGGCCGUGAUGGCGCUGCAGGAGGCGUGCGAGGCCUACCUGGUGGGGCUGUUCGAGGACACCAACCUGUGCGCCAUCCACGCCAAGCGCGUCACCAUCAUGCCCAAGGACAUCCAGCUCGCGCGCCGCAUCCGCGGGGAGCGGCUCUCCUUGCGGCUGCGCUUGCGCUUCUUGCCGUCCUUCUUCUGCGCCUUGGUCACCGCCUUCUUGGAGCCCUUCUUCGGGGCGGGCGCGGACUUGGCGGGCUCGGGCAUGGAGGAGAUUGAGGUUAUAAAUAAGAGCGAGGACAACAGAGGCUUCAGUUGCGAACUGUGUUUGCGAUCAGUCCUCAUGGCUCGUACGAAGCAAACAGCCCGCAAGUCCACGGGCGGGAAGGCGCCCCGCAAGCAGCUGGCCACCAAGGCGGCCCGCAAGAGCGCGCCGGCCACGGGCGGCGUGAAGAAGCCGCACCGCUACCGGCCCGGCACCGUGGCGCUGCGCGAGAUCCGGCGCUACCAGAAGUCCACGGAGCUGCUGAUCCGCAAGCUGCCGUUCCAGCGCCUGGUGCGCGAGAUCGCGCAGGACUUCAAGACCGACCUGCGCUUCCAGAGCUCGGCCGUGAUGGCGCUGCAGGAGGCGUGCGAGGCCUACCUGGUGGGGCUGUUCGAGGACACCAACCUGUGCGCCAUCCACGCCAAGCGCGUCACCAUCAUGCCCAAGGACAUCCAGCUCGCGCGCCGCAUCCGCGGCGAGAGGGCAGUUCGCUCAGCCACCAUGUCCGGACGCGGCAAAGGCGGGAAGGGCCUGGGCAAGGGCGGCGCCAAGCGCCACCGCAAGGUGCUGCGCGACAACAUCCAGGGCAUCACCAAGCCCGCCAUCCGGCGCCUGGCGCGGCGCGGCGGCGUCAAGCGCAUCUCCGGGCUCAUCUACGAGGAGACGCGCGGGGUGCUCAAGGUGUUCCUGGAGAACGUGAUCCGCGACGCCGUCACCUACACGGAGCACGCCAAGCGCAAGACGGUCACGGCCAUGGACGUGGUGUACGCGCUCAAGCGCCAGGGCCGCACCCUCUACGGCUUCGGCGGCUGAGCCUCCGGCGACCGGCUCCUGCAGCGAAACCAAAGGCCCUUUUCAGGGCCGCCCACCCCCUCUCGGAAGGGCUGAGCGCGGAUUUUCGUGUUUU
Messenger RNA from Eptesicus fuscus (big brown bat), 1819 nucleotides. RefSeq lists its product as uncharacterized. The coding region runs from base 64 to 1725 and encodes 553 amino acids. Gene Ontology annotation, cellular component: nucleosome. Gene Ontology annotation, molecular function: structural constituent of chromatin; protein heterodimerization activity; DNA binding. The transcript has 6 exons. Lineage: Eukaryota; Metazoa; Chordata; Mammalia; Chiroptera; Vespertilionidae. The record is from RefSeq and is a predicted model, not a curated record.